ACUGCAGUGGCAGGAAUUGGAGGGGGAGGAUUUACUGUCCUUUUGCAAGACGACAGCCUCUGUGAAGCAAGAACAAUAUUGCAAAGGAAGGGGCGAGAGAAAGCGUCCUGCGUGAGUUCUAUUAUUGCUAUGCACUCCCGCGCUUACUUGUUGUUGGAAAGAGAGUAUCUGGAGUAUAAAGAAGCCAAUAUUUUUGGAAUCUUUGCUACUCCGAUAAAGGAUAAUUUGCUGGAAUGGCUAGUCGAAGUCCAGGGAUUAAAGGAUUCUCUCUGGGAAGGAGAAGCAGCCAGGGACCCUCAACUUACCACUGGUAGCAGGGUAUCCUCAGAACUCAGUGACUCCAUCAAGCACUUCCCACUUCGCAGGCUGUCUGCUGCUUAUGGGGCUGUUCUCCAGCUGUCAAUAAAAUACACUCAAGAAUACAAUAGUGUCCCUCCAACCAUUACGUUCAACACCAUUCCGUUCCAUCCCAAUGUGGAUCAGCACUCAGGAAGACCUUGUAUAGAUUUUCUAGACAAUCCUAAAGAGUGGAACGGAAAAUUAACGAUGAGUAGCAUUAUACUCGCUAUCCAGGUAAUGCUUUCUAAUCCAGAACUGGAAAAUGCAGUGAAUGUGGAAGCAGCAGAGAUGCUGAAAAACAACAUAUCCUUGUACAGACAAAUGGUUCUACGUUGUGUUAGAACUAGCCAACACUUAGAGGACCUUCCUAGCACUGGGGGAGAUUGUGCUUCUUCUCUGAAGUAUUUCUUGCCAUCUGAAGCAUCUUCUCAGGACCAUGUCAGAAGGACAACAACCAUUUCAUUUGAAGAUUACUACAGGACAUGGUCAGGAAUAGCCACAUCAAAAGCAGCAGAACAUUUCAAAGUUCCAUUGUUUGAAGAUCCAGCAUUUAUAGGGAACUAUUAUGACCGGAAGGCAAAAAAUGUGACAGGAACAGGAGAAUGGGAUGAGGAUACAUACAAAGCUAUUGUCUCUCGGCUCAUCAGAAAGCAAAAUCAACAAACAAUAGAUGAGAAACUGUUAGCAAUUAGGAAAAUAGAACAGGAAAACAGUUUGUUCUCCCAAGCUCCAGAUAUGCCUGGUCUAGUACCGAAAAAUCAAGCAGCCGGUAAAGAGAGACCCCACAGCAAAGAAGAAGAGCUAUGGGAAAGAGAGGUGGACAAUCUAGUAGCUUGGACUAACACCCUUUCUACCAAAGGAUUAGAAGAUUAAACUGUGAGAUCACACAUACAGAUACAGAAACACUUUUCUCUCGCUAUUUAUCAAAAGACUUCUGUACAGUUCUGAAGAGGCAAACCUUCAGUUCUCAUUUACUCUUUAUUCAGGCAAAUUCCUAACAGCUUCAAUGAGAAGAUGAGUAAAAACUGGGCAGAAAUAUCAGCUUCACCUGUGUGAACUGGUUUUUUCACUGAUACUUAUGCUACCACAUUGUCUUCAGUAGAUUUGCUGUGGAGUUACCAGUUGGAUUAUACUACAUAUAUCUCUGUUGGUGCUGCACAAGAUGGAAUAGAAUCUGCAGUGCACUUUCUCUUAUGUGCAUUCAUUCUACAGGACUUAAAGGAGUAAAAAAAAGUGUUGAUCAUUACAGACAGCAGUUCUGAACUCUGUGGAUUUUUGGAGGCAGAUCUGUUAAGAAGGGGCCAUUUCUCCAGAGUCAUUUUUAUAGUGAAACCAAACUUUAAGGUUCUGUCUUUAAGCACUCAAAAACCAGAAAGUGGCCAAGCUAAUGUUGCUUUUGUAGAAUUAACUCGACCUUUCGUGCUUAUAGAUUAUAAUGUAGUUUUUAAUGUACAUGAUCCCUGAACCAAUGUUAACUGGGAAAGGGAUUAAUGUGUCUCUUAUCGGAAACUUUCUGGUUUAUCCAUAGUGGCCUUAUAUAGGUUAUAAAGGCAGCUCAGUGUAGACCUACUGGUGGUGAACAAUCUGGUAUACACACACAGUAUGUGAAAGCACUCAUAAAGGAAAAUAUAAGGCCUCUGUCCUGCAUCCAUGUUACCCAGACUUCAAGACCCGAUCAAAUUCUCGUAUUUAGAUCAGCAGGGACUUUGUUGGUUAGGGACUACCAAAUCAGGUCCAUAAAAGGAAAUAGUUUUUGGUGGUGCUUACAAAAGGGGUAGAUUGUAAGCUCCCUGCACCGGGGAUUGUCCUUUUGAUCUGUGUCUGGAUGAUGGCUAGUACCUGGGUUUUCCAGGCACUAUUAUAAUUUACAUGGUAAUAGUGGUGCACUGUGUGUUUGGGGGAACCCUGAGCCAGAGAAGACGGGUAAGGCAUACAGAUGAUAUUCUGUGGUGGAAUCAAUUAGAAAUGUCAGUUCUUUGGUAAAAUUUGAAAAAUAUUUAGAAUCUAGUAGUACAGCUUCUCAUCUGUACAAAGAGGAUAACCAACUUCCCCCCUCACAGGAGUGUUGUGAGGGUAAAUACAUGAGGUACUGUUAAAAGCUUAGCUACAGGGUGGCAGGUAUACUCGGCAGGAGAAGGCACUGCCAUCCUGGCCCUGCCAAGACUCCGCCCCCAGAAUGCCACGCACUGCCCAUGCUCAGCUACUACAAUGAUAGGGAGCUGUGGUAAGAAAGAUAAGCCCCAUGUUGGCAACGAAAGGGCUAAUGAGAGCCUGGGGAGCCAAUGAGACCCAACCCAGUACACUGGCAGCAAAUGUGAAAUAUGGAAAGGGGUGUUAAAAAGAGGAGACCUGGUGUGCUCAGAUCUGCUUCUCCUGAUGUGAGAGAAGCCUGGAUGCAGCCCAAAGACUGUGUCAGUCAGACAAGCCCCAUAAGAAGGGAUGACGAGAUGCUGGCAGAUCAGCUGAAAUACGGACUGCUUGAAGACAAGUCCUGAAUAGAAGAGAGGGUCCCACUGAAUAUUCAGCGGAUGACUCUGUUUUGAGCUGUGGUUUCUUAUUUCUGAUUUUAUUUGUUUUUUAACCUCAGCAGUCUGGAAGGGUAAGACUGAGCUGGAAGGACAGCUGACCUACAAUCAACUACUUGUGGCUGCAUGAGUCAUGUCCUGAUGGGCACACCCGGUCACAGGGGCCUUACAAGUGCCUAAAAUAGCUAGAUAGUGCAGUGAACUGAGACAUAGAUGACCUGGGAUAUCUUCCUGUUUCUGCUGCUAACCUGUUGCAUACUAUGGACAAUUCCCCUCUUGGAGUCUUUGUUUCCUGUGCCAGCCUCUUUUGUUUGCCUUUUCUAUUAUGAUUGCAAGCUCUUUGGGGGUAGGGUCUGUGUCUCCCUAUGUGUUUCUACAGUACCUACCCCAAAUGGGCUCUGAUUUCAUUUGUAGUCUCUACAUAGCUCCAAAAACGCCAUUAAAACUUAAAAGAAAAUGUUUAUUCCAAGACAAAAUAACAGACAUUUGGAACUCUUCAAUGACUUUCAUAAACUGUUUUAAGCUUUCUUUAGAAGAGCUAACAUAUUUGUUUAGUGCAUUUUAUAUCCUAUUUUCUUAAGCAGUUUUGUAAGAUCUGAGAUCACCCAACUUAAACGGGGAACAUAGCUGUGGGAGGAACAAAGUUUUAAGCUGUGCAGACCUAUACAUUCACAUCUGGAAUGAUUUAUAAACUCUUUUGCCGAAAAUGAUAUAAAUAUUUCCAUGUGCUGUAGUCAAGGGACAAGGAAUAGUCCUCAAAAAGUAUUAGUCCCAGCAGACUUGCAUGUGAGAAGAGAGGAAGGUCACUGCAGCACUGAUGUUGACAAUAUCUUUUCAUAGUCUGUUCGUAGCAAAGGGUGAUGGGACUGUGUGAUGCAAAACUGUAGUUAAAAUUUCAAUUUGUGAAUGCACGUAUUAUUUUAAUCCUGUCAAACGUAUUUGGAAAAAUGAUCUCCAGCUACAGUUGCCUUCUAUAAUCUUCAAUACAAAUCCAGUCCCAAUGAUUCCAGCUUACAAAGUGUCAGGGCUCUGCAUUACAAGUUUGACAAGUCCCUUAAAUUUUGGAUCAGAUUUUUAUUUGCUGUUGUGAAUGAUCUUUGUUUCAUAUGCCAUAUGUUGUAAAGGAGAUGUUCUCCCUGCAAUGCAUGUGUGCAAUGUUAUGUGCUCAAAUAAAGUCUUUCUGGGGGAGUGAGUGGUAAUGAGACACCUAAUUAGUUGUGCAUAAAGAGAGAAACUUGUUAAUUUAGUGGGUUGUCUGCAAGGAUUAGAUGCAAAUCAUCUAGUAAUAUGCUUUGGACACAAUUCUGAUCAUGCAUGCAUUGACUUUGCACCAAUGUAAUCCUAGUAGAAUUACUUCAGAUUUACACUGGUAUAAGUAUAACCAGAAUAGGGCCUUAUUGUUUUGCUUUUUGUUUUUGUUUUUUGUUUGUAAAGCAUGGUAUCCUCUAGAUGGCGAUACACUCUU
Messenger RNA from Pelodiscus sinensis (Chinese soft-shelled turtle), 4329 nucleotides. It is a transcript of the gene UBE2U, whose product is annotated as ubiquitin conjugating enzyme E2 U. NCBI's taxonomy places the organism in Eukaryota, Metazoa, Chordata, Testudines, Trionychidae. The record is from RefSeq and is a predicted model, not a curated record.